This is a messenger RNA of Nicotiana attenuata, 4536 nucleotides long. RefSeq lists its product as uncharacterized. The record is from RefSeq and is a predicted model, not a curated record. NCBI's taxonomy places the organism in Eukaryota, Viridiplantae, Streptophyta, Magnoliopsida, Solanales, Solanaceae. Gene Ontology annotation, molecular function: RNA-DNA hybrid ribonuclease activity; nucleic acid binding. The transcript is spliced from 2 exons. Bases 1 to 4536 code for a protein of 1511 amino acids.
AUGGAAGUGGGGCAAACAUCAAACCAAAAAGAGAAGCCAAAUGUGUUCAACUCACAAAAUGUCGAAGCAACCUAUGACAUGGACCGCGGAGAAAUCCAAAGUAAUUAUUUGAAGCUUAUCAGUGGCACAAACUUGGAAGAGGAGCAGAAUAGUGAUUAUGUAUAUGAUUUAAAACAUGGACAACAAUCUGAUUCUUCUUCAGAAGAAGAGAGUAGCUCAAAAGACAUGGACUAUGCUGAUGAAGAGAGCUCAGAAGCAAGUGAGGAGUAUGCUAGUGUUGACAGUGAAGAGAUAUACAGUGAUGAUCAAGCUGAUACUUUGAUGGAUCCUCCUCGAGAUAAUAGUGAUGAUCAUGCAGACAUUCUAGUUGAUACAUUUUGUACUCAAUCAUUAGUGGAUAUUGCUGUGACAUCAGAAUUGGACACCAUCGACAACAAAGUUCAUCUUUCUACUAGGGGUAGAGGCAGGGGCAGAGCUCUAUGUGAACCUUUUUGUAAAGCUGCUAAAUUGGACAAAUACAAAAGAAUUUUAGGAUAUGCAAAUGCUUAUGCCAACAGUAAUAGUCAAAUAUGGAUUUUUUGGGAUGAGCUACUGGAAUGCAGGGUUAUUGAAGAGAGUGAGCAACAAGUUACAUGUGAAAUCAAGUGGAAUGGAGAUACAAUUAUAAUAUCGGCUGUUUAUGCUAAGUGUGAUGCUGUACUUAGGGAAGAUUUGUGGGAUAGCUUGAGGGACAUUGCAGAUAGGUACAAACUACCUUGGCUCAUUGCAGGGGAUUUUAAUUGUAUUGUGGAUCCUGGUGAAAAGAAAGGAGGUAAGCCUCACGGAAUGUCCAAAAGCUUACCUUUUAUACAGUGUAUUAUGGAUUGUGAACUCAUUGAUCCAGGUUACUCUGGAUCUAUCUUCACAUGGUGCAAUGGAUGGUGUCCAGAGAAGAGGAUAUGGAAAAGAUUGGAUAGGGUCUUGAUCAAUCAAGAGUGGUUGAACCUAUUUGAUUCAACUAGUGUCAAUCACUUGAUCAGGACUGGGUCGGAUCAUUCUCCCCUAUUUGUCAUUGCCAAAACUACACACAGAGAACCUAUUAAGUACUUUCGGUUCUUGGAUUUCUGGACCAAAGAAGCAGAUUUUAGCAGGGUGGUAGAGCAAGCUUGGAAUAUGGAGGUGCAGGGAUCACCAAUGUGGAAAUUCCACAUGAAGCUGAAAAAUACUUGCAAGAAGUUGUCUGAAUGGUCCAGGAAUACUCUGGGCAAUAUUUUUGACAAGAUUGAAGAGCUAGAACACAAAGUAGAGGAGAUGGAGACCAACAUCAUUGCCGAUAAUUCUGAGGUGAAUAGAGCUGGCUUAAAUCAGGCUAAUGCUUUAUUGGUGAGAGCUUACAAGAAAGAAGAGUCCUUUUGGAAACAAAAAUCAGGGGUUAAAUGGUUUGUGGAAGGAGAAGUUAAUUCUAAAUUUUUUCACUCUGUUGUUAAAGGAAGAAAGAAGAGGUUAACUUUGAAAAAGAUGAGAAAGGAAGAUGGAACGUGGGUUGAGGGUGAUGAGGAAAUUGCUCAUGAAGCAAUCUCUUUCUUUCAGAAUCAGUUCACAAGGGAGAACUUUGACAAUGACUUCUCAGUUCUGGGGUGCAUUCCUACAAUCAUUGAUGAUGCAGAUAAUGAAAAACUUAUAGCAGUACCAACCAUGGAGGAAUUAAAAGAUGUGGUAUUUUCAAUGAGCUCUCAGAGUGCACCAGGCCCUGAUGGUGUCUCUGGGAAGUUCUAUCACUCAUGUUGGGAGAUAAUAAAAGAGGAUUUACUACUAAUGGUUCUUGAUUUUUUUGCAGGUAAUCAAAUUCCUAAGGCAUUUACUCAUACUUGUCUGGUCCUAAUUCCUAAGGUGGACUAUCCACAAUCUUUCACAGAGCUAAGACCAAUCAGUCUUAGUAACUUCUCAUGCAAGAUCCUGUCCAAGUUGGUGAACCAAAGACUAAGUCCCUUGAUGCAGAAGUUGGUGUCUCCUAAUCAAACAGGGUUCAUCAAGGGGAGAUCAAUUACUGAAAAUAUCAUGUUGACUCAAGAUAUGGUCCACAAUAUUGUUAAACCAUCUGCAAGUGGGAAUGUGGUAUUGAAACUGGAUAUGGCUAAAGCAUAUGACAGAGUUUCUUGGGAAUAUCUUUGUCAAGUACUUAGACAGAUGGGUUUUUCAGAAAUCUGGAUUGAUAUUGUAUGGAGACUUAUGACUAAUGUUUGGUACUCUAUUAACAUAAAUGGAGUUAGACAUGGUUUUUUUAAGUCUAGCAGAGGAAUCAAGCAGGGAGAUCCUCUCUCUCCAUCCCUGUUUGUCAUUGGUGCAGAACUUUUAUCUAGGCUUAUGGACAACCUAAUUGACUCAGGGUUCAUUCCAUACUCAGUAGAUAAAAAGGGACCUAACAUAUCUCAUUUGUGUUAUGCGGAUGAUACUAUCCUCUUUUCUUCUGCUGAUCCUACCUCAUUAAUAUUAAUGAUGUCUAAAUUGGAAGUCUAUGAGAAGGUUUCAGGUCAGAUGGUAAACAAAGGAAAAUCUGGGUUCUAUACUUCAUUGAAAGAGGGUGAUACUAGAAUUACAGACAUUUCGAGGAUAACUGGUUUUUCUUAUUGCCAAUUUCCGAUGAUAUAUCUGGGGUGUCCUAUCUAUGUAGGUAGGAAAAAGGUGGUUUACUUCAACAACAUGGUGGCCAAAGUUGCUAAUCGGAUGCAAGGGUGGCAAGGAAGAUUAUUAUCCUAUGGUGGGAAGGCAGUCCUAAUUAAAUCUGUGUUGCAUGCACUUCCUUUGCAUCUACUAGCUGUGGUUCACCCUCCUAAAACAGUUUUGAACCAGAUUGAUAAAAUUAUUGCUAACUUCUACUGGGGAAAGGAGGAUAGUAGAAACAAAAGGCACUGGAUAGCUUGGAGCUAUUUAUGCUUUCCAGUGCAAGAAGGGGGAGUUGGUUUCAGGUCUUUACAAGACACUUGCAAUGCAUUCUCUGCCAAACUCUGGUGGAAUUUUAGGACUCAAAAUACCUUGUUGAAGAAAUUCUUGGAGGCUAAAUAUUGUAAAAGAUCUCACUCUGUUGCAAAGAAAUGGGUCUAUGGGCAAUCUCAUACUUGGAAAAGACUAAUGGACAUAAAAAAAGAUGUUGAACCUGCUAUUUUUUGGAAGAUAGGAAGAGGUCAAAUUUCUUUUUGGUGGGACAAUUGGACUGGUCUAGGAGCUUUAGCUAAUCUAGUUCAUGCUAUUAGAACACCCAAGAAUACUUUGGUGAAGGAUUUUAUUCAGGCAGGUUCUUGGAGACGAGAGAAAUUACUGGAGGUAUUGCCUCUCAAUGUGGUUAACGUAGUUCAGGAAGUGGAUAUCAAUGAACUGAGGAAUGAUUGCCCUUACUGGAUGCUGGAAAAUUCUGGAGUCUUUACUUGUAAGUCAGCGUGGGAUAUUGUUAGGAAGAAAAAGGGGGAGUCUCUGACAUGUAAGAAGAUCUGGCAUAAAAAAAUGCCAUUCAAGAUCUCAUUCUUUAUGAUGAGACUUCUACAAGCUAGGAUCCCUACUGAUGAUGUUGUUAAGAAAUUUGGUAUUAUGAUUCCCUCAAAAUGUUGUUGUUGUAAUAAUCAUGAUGAGGAAACCAUUUCACACCUUUUCAGUAGUAGUCAAAUAGCAACACAGAUAUGGUCCUAUUUUUGCAAUGCUUAUGGCAUUAGGUUUAUCAAGGAUCAGAUAAGGCAAACUCUUAUGAAUUGGUGGCUAGCUAAGGAAAGAAGCUUAGUUCACUCUAUGGUUCUGCAGUGUUUACCUUCACUUAUCUGUUGGGAGAUUUGGAAGAAUAGAUGCUCAGCAAGAUUUGAAGAUAUUCACAUGUCAAGAUGGCAUAUUAUUCAACAAGUCUCUAAUUGCUUAUCUUUGAUGCUUAACUGUCAAUUCCCCAGUCUUACUCUUCCACAUGUAUGGCUAGAAAAGUGUAGGACUAUAGAGAAGAUUCAACAUAGUAUCCAUUCUCAAGCAGUUUGGUGGAAGAAACCAGAUAGAGGUUGGGUUAAACUCAAUGUAGAUGGGUGCAGUAAAGGAAAUCCUGGAUCAGCUGGAGGUGGAGGUAUUAUUAGAGACCAGUUGGGGGAUAUGGUGAAAGCCUUUGCUGAAUUUUAUGGACAUUGUAGCAAUAACAUGGCUGAAGCUAAGGCAGUUUUACAUGGUAUCAAAUUGUGCAAUAGCUUAGGACUUCAAAAUGUUAUUGUGGAGACAGAUUCCCUGUUAAUUGUUUCUAUUAUCAACAGAAGGAUGAAGCCACCAUGGCGGAUCAAACAUAUUAUAGAGCAGAUUUGGGAGAUAACCAGUCUAGGUAAUUUUAAUUUUGUGCAUACUUUUAGAGAAGGCAACUAUGUAGCUGAUCAACUUGCUAACCUGGGUGAAAAUACAAAGGAACACAUUAUCUUCAAUGAAGCUGUUUCUCUUCCAAGACAAGUUAGAGCUUCUUUGCAGUUAGAACAAGAUGGCCUUCCGAAUUUCAGAUUCACAACAAGAAGGAACCAAUUUACAAUUAAUGAUGUUAUUACUUGA